AAGAAACGUCACGAGGACGCCAUGCAAAAGGGAUAACGGACCGUGCUUGUUAAGCGGAGCUGCGUUUUAGGAAACACAAUCCAAUCUCGGUUAAUAAUUACAAUGACGGAGACCGGCGAAGCAGAACAGGAAGCGGUCGUCAAGAAACUGGCGUACAGCUUCCCGAUCGUCAGGCACACCGACAUGCCCGAUGAAAUGAAGGAGGAGGCCAUCGCGCUAUGUGUAUCGGCGUUUGAGAAGUUUGACAACAACAACGAGAACGCUGCCAAGUUGGUCAAAGACUCCAUGGACAAGAGGUUCGGCACUGCGUGGCACGUGGUGAUCGGCGAAGGUUUCGGCUUCGGCGUCACGCACGAGGCCAAGCAUCUGUUGUACAUGUUUUACGGGGGAAGCUUGGCAGUUUGUAUUUGGAAGUGCUGCUAGCAGCCGCAAGAUUCCCGAUCAACCGUCAUCUCAAGAUUUUAACCACAGCCAAUUUUGUUGGAAUGUGACAACGAAGACAACUUCCUUGUUUAUUGCAGAGCUGCUUCUUCACGGCGGAUUUUGUUGUGUUCCCUCAUUAGCGCCCUCAGAAGGAGCAAAACCCCCAAGAUUUGAAAGUGCAUGGAAUCAGUACAUUGUCUCUUUACAACAAAUACUCUACUAAUUUAACAUACCAUUUGUUAAAUGGAAAAUCAUGUUUAACAUGAGCACAAUUGUCUCAAUAAAAGAAUGCCUAUUAUUGAAAAUAUUAAGUAUUUGUUUAUAUCAGUGUAAUAACUGAGCUU
Messenger RNA from Phyllopteryx taeniolatus (common seadragon), 767 nucleotides. Its product is annotated as dynein axonemal light chain 4-like. Gene Ontology annotation, cellular component: dynein complex. Gene Ontology annotation, biological process: microtubule-based process. The transcript has a single exon. The coding region runs from base 103 to 423 and encodes 106 amino acids. The record is from RefSeq and is a predicted model, not a curated record. Gene Ontology annotation, molecular function: dynein intermediate chain binding; dynein light intermediate chain binding. NCBI's taxonomy places the organism in Eukaryota, Metazoa, Chordata, Actinopteri, Syngnathiformes, Syngnathidae.